UUUACAUUUUCGUUUUCGCACUGUAAAACUGGGAAUCCAGCUCAGACCUUUAUUGCUAUAAUGUGACAAUGUAUAAAUGAUAACUUUGUGCGGUUUGUAAUGAUUAAAAUGUUAUUUAACAAUUCUUAAUAGUUGAAAAAUUGUGAAUAAACAAUGUCUGAAUGUAGGAUUUGCUUGGAAACCAGGAAGAAUGUACGGUGCAUAUUUAAGGGCACAGAUGGGGAUCUCAACACUACGUUCGCUGACAUGAUAACAUACGUCGCUAGUAUUAAGAUUACAAGAGAAGACGGGAUCACAGACCAGAUAUGCCUGGCUUGUCGGAAAAAGCUCAAAGAGUUAUAUGAUUUUAAACUUCUUAUACUAAGGUCCAACACUCAAUUGCAUCAAAAGAACAAUUCAAAUUUCAAAAGGAUCCAUUUUAACGACAUAACUGAUGUCAAGCUUGAAAUUGCUGUGGCCCCAACUGAUGAGAAAUAUCUACUCAAAGAAUAUGAGGACAUUAAGAUGAAUCUGCAGAGUGCAGAAGACUCUGUAUGUUACAAGGAUACCACAAUUAAGAAGGUGGAGCCAAGUUCCAUAGAAGUGGAGGUGGAUAAUCAGCCGAUGUCUGUCAUGGACUUCCUUGAUACCAUCAAAGAUGAUCUGGAAAAUGACUAUGAUCAGGAUUAUGAUGCGGCCCAAGGUGAUCCAGACUCGGACUCUGAUGAGUAUUUGCCACACAGCAUUAUACAGAAGAAAUAUGGGAAAAAACACAAGAAAAAGAAAAAGACUAAAUUAUCAAAACCCACCAAAAACGGAAACGGCAAAACGGAAGCACCCAACAGGGUCCGCAUAAAACCGACCUGGAUCGAGGACCUCCGAGUAAUGGCCACGUACGAGCCGAAGAAACCGCGGCAGAAGAAGAAAUACAAGUCCAAGACGAAGGAGGGGAUGUGCCCCUACUGCGGCAAGCUCUCCAAGAAUCUGACCAGCCAUCUUGUGUUGCAUAACGAGCCGCUGUAUAAGUGCGGUUUUGAGGGCUGCGGCAGAACCUUCCACCACCGCAGUGCCAUGCUGAACCACGAGCGCGCACACACCGCCGCGCGGGACUACCACUGCGACCAGUGCGUCGCCGCCUUCCACUCGCAUCACGCGCUCAACCAACACAAAAAAUGUCACGACCAGACAAGAAGAUACGUUUGUGAAACCUGCAGCAAAUCUUACAAGAGGGGGCACCAGCUAUCGCGACACGUCCGCACUCACAACUCCGCCAACAAGAACGUCCAGUGCGAGCUGUGCAACAUGUCCUUCUUCUCGCAGAUCGGGCUGAGACACCACAUGAGGGUGCACACCGGGGAGCGGCCCUACAACUGCGAGCUGUGCUCGCAGCCGUACAGCUACAAGCACGACUUCAACCGCCACUGCCUCAAGAAGCACGGGGUGUUCCUCAAGCGGCGCUCGGUCAACGUGAUGAACGCAGAGGUGCUGGUUCGCGAGCGCUUGCUGAUGCGCGAGCUGGUGGCGGCGGCGCGCUCCGGGGCCAUGGGCCCGCCGCCGGCGGUCUUCGUCGGCAAACAGGGUGCGCUGGCCUACGAGCUUGCCAUCCGCACUCUACGCAAGAACCCGCUGCUCCUCGCGCCGCACUCUUGAUGACAAAUCAUAAUACAACCAUUAGGUAAUAGAAGUGAUGUGAACAUUUGACUCAUUUGAGGGCACA
This is a messenger RNA of Cydia splendana, 1696 nucleotides long. Its product is annotated as zinc finger protein 582-like. The transcript is spliced from 11 exons. Gene Ontology annotation, biological process: regulation of transcription by RNA polymerase II. Bases 154 to 1629 code for a protein of 491 amino acids. NCBI's taxonomy places the organism in Eukaryota, Metazoa, Arthropoda, Insecta, Lepidoptera, Tortricidae. The record is from RefSeq and is a predicted model, not a curated record. Gene Ontology annotation, molecular function: zinc ion binding; DNA-binding transcription factor activity, RNA polymerase II-specific; RNA polymerase II cis-regulatory region sequence-specific DNA binding. Gene Ontology annotation, cellular component: nucleus.